This is a messenger RNA of Ziziphus jujuba (common jujube), 891 nucleotides long. Its product is annotated as WAT1-related protein At3g28050-like. The coding region runs from base 1 to 891 and encodes 296 amino acids. The transcript has 8 exons. The record is from RefSeq and is a predicted model, not a curated record. NCBI's taxonomy places the organism in Eukaryota, Viridiplantae, Streptophyta, Magnoliopsida, Rosales, Rhamnaceae. Gene Ontology annotation, cellular component: plasma membrane. Gene Ontology annotation, molecular function: transmembrane transporter activity.
AUGGGAAAAACAAAGCCAUGGAAUAAGCGACCGCCCCUCACUUUUUCACUCCUAUGGAGAUUCUUCCUCGUUGGAUUGACAGGGAGUUUGGGAAAGCUUUUGUUUUUCACGGGUGUGAAAUUCAGUUCUCCUACUCUUUCAUCUGCUAUGGGGAAUUUUGCACAGAUUUUUACUGCCUUGCUUGCCAUCAUUUUCAGGAUGGAAAAGUUAAAUUUAAGAAGUACAAGGAGCCAAGCCAAAUCAGUGGGCACUGUGGUAUCGGUAGCUGGGGCUUUAAUAGUUACUCUUUAUAAAGGUCCUAGCCUAAUGGGUUCAUCACCUACUAAUACCCCUUCUCAGCUUCCUCUUUCUCAGCAAUCAAAGUGGAUUUUGAGAGUCUUCUUUUACAUAUUCUUUGUGACAAUUCAAAGCCUGGUUUUCUCUCUCAUUUUGGAAAGGGAUCCAGUUGCUUGGAAACCUAAUGCUGCCAUUGAGAUAAUGGCCAUUGUUUUCACGAGUAGCUAUAAUCUGACAACCUCCUCUGCUACCAAAGCUUUGGCAAAAAUUGGUUUUGAAAAGAAUCAAGCUUUUGCAGUAGUUGGAAGUGUGAUUAGUGUAAGUGUUCAUACAUGGUGCUUGCACAAAAAGGGACCAGUAUAUGUUGCCAUGUUUAGACAUUUGGAAAUUGUAUUCGCUGCAAUCAUGUCAAUCAUCUUUCUUGGCGAGACGAUCCAUCUUGGAAGUGUGAUUGGAUCAGUCAUAAUUGUAUUUGGAUUUUAUACUCUAAUGUGGGGGAAAAUUAAAGAGAAGAGCAUGGAUGUUGACAAUGAAGUUAGAAACUUAGAAUCAUCUUCUCAUAAGACUCCUCUGUUGCAAAGCAGUUCCAAUGAAUACUCACCAAGGAACUCGUAA